AUGGCAGAUCUUCCUGUUGAUCGGCUCACCCCAGGACCCCCAUUUACAUCUGUAGGACUUGACGUAUUUGGUCCAUGGCCGGUGGUUACCAGAAAGACGCGUGGUGGGUCUGCUCAGAGCAAAAGAUGGGCUGUGUUAUUUUCUUGUCUAACCACACGUGCGGUUCACAUCGAAGUUAUAGAGGACAUGUCUAGCUCAUGUUUCAUCAAUGCCCUACGACGCUUUGUAGCCUUGCGCGGUCCAGUUAAACUCUUUCGCUCUGAUAAGGGCACUAAUUUUAUUGGAGCCGUGAACGACCUCAAUGUGAAUGCGGUAAAUGUCGAAGACAAGAUGGUCCAGACCUACCUGAAGGAUAACAGAGCAACCUGGUUGUUUAAUGCUCCCGAAGCAUCUCACAUGGGGGGUGUUUGGGAGCGGGCUAUUGGCAGUGCUCGCAAGAUCUUGGAUUCUAUGCUUCUUCAAGAAGGGCCUAAAGAUCUGACACAUGAGGUGCUAGUUACGCUUAUGGCCGAAGUUUGUGCAAUUCUCAACUCCCGCCCGAUAGCGGCAAUUGAUACAGACCCAUCGUCUCCUAUGGUAUUGAGUCCAAACAUUUUACUGACCCAGAAGCAGGGAGAGAUUGGAACAAUCUCGGACCAUUUGAGCAUCAAAGAUAUGUACUCUGCAAGUUGGAAACAUGUCCAGGUGUUAUCUGAUAUGUUUUGGAAAAAGUGGCGUGCCACCUAUUUGGAGAGUUUACAGAGGAGACGUAAAUGGUGUUCUAGCAAACAGAAUCUGAAGACCGGAGACAUUGUUUUGUUGCGCGAGAAAGAUGUUCAUAGGAAUAUGUGGCCAUUGGGGAUAGUCGAGCGCCCAAUUGAGAGCAACGACAAAUUGGUCCGAAAGGCUGUCAUCCGUGUUGUCAAGGAUGGAAAGGUGACAACCUACACCAGACCUAUUGCGGAGAUGGUACUUCUUCUGGAAUAG
Magallana angulata is the source of this 966-nucleotide messenger RNA. RefSeq lists its product as uncharacterized. The coding region runs from base 1 to 966 and encodes 321 amino acids. The transcript has a single exon. Gene Ontology annotation, molecular function: nucleic acid binding. Gene Ontology annotation, biological process: DNA integration. NCBI's taxonomy places the organism in Eukaryota, Metazoa, Mollusca, Bivalvia, Ostreida, Ostreidae. The record is from RefSeq and is a predicted model, not a curated record.